Gadus macrocephalus (Pacific cod) is the source of this 4152-nucleotide messenger RNA. Its product is annotated as membrane-associated phosphatidylinositol transfer protein 2-like. Gene Ontology annotation, cellular component: cytoplasm. Gene Ontology annotation, molecular function: phosphatidylinositol transfer activity; phosphatidylcholine binding; metal ion binding. Gene Ontology annotation, biological process: phospholipid transport. NCBI's taxonomy places the organism in Eukaryota, Metazoa, Chordata, Actinopteri, Gadiformes, Gadidae. The record is from RefSeq and is a predicted model, not a curated record.
AUGAAGAAGAAGAGCCGGGAGGAGAGCUGUGGGGAGGGCAGCGGGGUGGAGAUCCUGGAGAACAAGCCGUACGAGGACGGGCCGGGGGGCACGGGCCAGUACACCCACAAGGUGUACCACAUCGGCAAGCACAUCCCCUCCUGGUUCUGCUCCAUCCUGCCGCAGGCCGCCCUGCGCGUGGAGGAGGAGUCCUGGAACGCCUACCCCUACACACGCACCCGGUACACCUGUCCCUUCGUAGAGAAGUUCUCCAUCGACAUCGAGACGCACUACAAACCAGACACCGGGAACACGGGCGAUGUCUUCAACCUGUCCUCGGCCGAGAAGAGACAAAGGACCGUGGACCCCAUAGACAUCGUCAAGGACUACGUCCCCCCACACGAGUACCUGGUGGAGGAGGACCCCAAGCUGUACCAGUCGGUGAAGACCCGGCGGGGCCCGCUGUCCGACGACUGGAUCGAGGAGAUCAACCAGAACCCGGGCCAGAACCCGGUCAUGUGCGCCUACAAGCUGUGCAAGGUGGAGUUCAGAUACUGGGGCAUGCAGUCCAAGAUAGAGCGCUUCAUCCACGACGUCGGGCUGCGUAAGGUGAUGGUGCGGGCCCACCGGCAGGCCUGGUGCUGGCAGGACGAGUGGUACGGCCUGACCAUCGAGGACAUCCGCCAGCUGGAGCUGGAGACCCAGCUGGCCCUGGCCCGCAAGAUGGCCCAGUACAGCCAGGGGGAGGAGGCCUCGGGGGCCGGGGGGCCCGCGGCCGAGGCCAACGGCUCCUCCUCCACCUCCUCCUCCUCCUCGCACCACCACCGCCACAACCACCACCACCACCAGGAGGGGGGCCAGGAGGGCCCCGAGCAGGGGGGGGGCGGGGAGGCGGCGGCGGCGGGGACGGCCGAGGGGGCGGAGGGGCAGGGGGGGGGAGAGGGGGAGGCCAGGGGGGAGCUGACCAAGCAGUGGUCCACCUCGUCCCGGUCCUCCAACCGGUCCUCCAAGAGAGGAGGUAGCCCCUCCCACCAGAGCAUCUCUGAGUGGCGGAUGCAGAGCAUCGCCCGGGACUCUGACGACAGCACGGACGAGGACGAGUUCUUUGACGCACACGAAGACUUCUCAGACAACGACGAGAUGUUCGCCAAGCAGAUCAGCAAGUGGAACUCCAACGACCUCAUGGACAAGAUGGAGGCCAGCGAAGCACAGGAAACUUUGUAUCAGGAAUCUGGUGGGGAGUACACAGUCAUGAGCAACGAGGACUCACAGAUGGAGGAUGGAUGUUCCCAGCAGUGUCGGCAGUCUUCCAAGACUCAUGUCCUCAUUCUCGUUCUGCAUGGAGGAAACAUUUUGGACUCCGGCUCUGGCGAUCCGAACAGCAAGCAGGGGGACGUGAACACGCUGGGCGGGGCCUUUGAGACGGUGAUGAGGGUCCACUACCCCUCGGCCCUGGGUCACAUCGCCAUCCGGGUGGUCCCCUGUCCCGCCGUCUGCUCCGAGGCCUUCUCCCUGGUCUCCAAUCUGAGUCCGUACAGCUACGAUGAGGGGUGUCUGUCCAACAGCCAGGACCACAUCCCCCUGGCCGCACUCCCCCUCCUGGCCACCUCCGCUCCUCAGUACCAGGACGCCGUGGCAACCGUCAUCAUCAGAGCCAAUCAGGUGUACGCCGACUUCAUGAAGUCUGUGGAGGGGGCGUCGUUCUCCGGCCAGGUGUGUGUGAUCGGGGACUGCGUCGGGGGGAUCCUGGGCUUUGAUGCUCUCUGCAGCAGUUCUCUGAGCGUCUGUGAGAGCCAGAACUCCAGCCGGAGGGGCAGUGCCAUCAGCGUCCAGGACACAGACCUCCUGUCUCCGGGGAUAGUGAUAAACAGUGGCUCCUCCUCCCCCUCCCUGGAGGGGAGCCGUCACCUGAGCCGCAGCAACAUCGACAUCCCCCGCAGCCUGGGGGCGGACGACCCCAAGAGACAGCUGCCCCGCAAGCGCAGUGACUCGUCCACCUACGAGCUGGACACCAUCAAACAGCACCAGGCCUUCCUGUCCAGCCUGCACUCCAGUGUGCUGCACGGGGAGGCGGGCUCGCGGCGCUCCAGUAACAGCACCAUGCUGGAGGGCGGGACUCUGGGCCGCUUCGACUUCGAGGUCACGGACUUCUUCAUGUUUGGCUCCCCGCUCGGCCUGGUGCUGGCCCUCAGGAAGACCGUGGUGCCCUCCCUGGACGUGUCGGCGCUGCGGCCCGCCUGCCAGCAGGUGUACAACCUGUUCCACCCGGCGGACCCCUCGGCCUCGCGCCUGGAGCCCCUGCUGGGGAAACGCUUCCACCUGCUGCCCCCCUUCUCCGUCCCCCGCUACCAGCGCUUCCCCCUGGGGGACGGGCACUCCGCCCUGCUGGUGGAGACCAUGCAGUGUAACCCCCACCUGCUGGUGGAGCCCGGCGGGGGAGGGGGCCUCCGCUACCCAGAAGGCACCGUCACAGAGACCUCCAUCCCAGUACCGGUGCUCAACUGGCAGGCGGCGCAGCCCACCGUGGACGCCGACGCCCUUGUCCACUCCCACUGCAGCGGUCUGCUGGUGGACGGCCUGUACCCCACGUCCCCCCUGGCCGGAGCCCCCCACCUCCGGGGCCACCGGCGGGCCAGCGAGGCCAGCCUGGCUAGCCAGGUGUCGGGCAUGGCCGACUCCUACACCGCCUCCAACAUCGCCACCAUCGCGUCCCACUGGUGGGGCUCUAAGAAUGACUUUGCUCUCUACUGUCCCGACGCGCUGACCGCAUUCCCCACCGUGGCGCUGCCCCACCUCUUCCACGCCUCCUACUGGGAGUCCACCGACGUGGUGGCCUUCAUCCUGCGACAGGUGAUGAGGCAUGAGAACGCCAGUAUUCUGGAGCUGGACGGCAAAGAGGUGUCAGAGUUCACACCCUCUAAACCCCGGGAGAAGUGGAUUCGCAAGAGGACCCAGGUCAAAAUUAGGAAUGUCACGGCCAACCAUCGCGUGUGUGACGCAGUGUUCUCUGAGGACGCCCCCCAGCUGGUGACCGGUCGCUUCAUGUACGGCCCUCUGGAUAUGGUCACCCUCACUGGGGAGAAGAUUGACAUCCACAUCAUGACCCAGCCCCCCUCUGGGGAGUGGGUGUUCUUCGACACGCAGCUGACCAGCAGUAGCGGCAGGAUCUCCUACACCAUCCCCGACAGCAAGAGGCUCAGCUCCGGGGUCUACCCCGUCAAGAUGGUGGUCCGGGGGGACCAUACGUCGGCAGACAGCUACCUGACGGUGCUGCCCCAGGGGACAGAGUUCGUGGUGUUCAGCAUCGACGGCUCCUUCGCCGCCAGCGUGUCCAUCAUGGGCAGCGACCCCAAGGUGCGCGCCGGGGCUGUGGACGUGGUGAGGCACUGGCAGGACCUGGGCUACCUGAUCGUGUACGUGACGGGGCGUCCCGACAUGCAGAAGCAGAGGGUGGUGGCGUGGCUGUCCCAGCACAACUUCCCCCACGGCAUCGUGUCCUUCUGCGAGGGGCUGGUCCACGACCCGCUGCGCCACAAGGCCAACUUCCUCAAGUCCCUCAUCUGUGAGGCCCAUAUGAAGAUCUUUGCGGCGUACGGCUCCACCAAAGACAUCUCGGUGUACUCCUCUAUCGGCCUCUCUCCAUCACACAUCUACAUCGUUGGACGAGCCACCAAGAAGAUGCUCAGCCAGUGUCAGUUCAUCCCAGACGGCUACGCCAGCCACCUGGCCCAGCUGGAGUACAACCAGCGGUCGCGGCCCGCCAAGUCGGCCAGCGCCCGCAUGGUCCUCCGCAAGGGCAGCUUCGGCCUGGGCGCGGCCGGCGGCGACUUCCUCCGCAAGCGCAACCACGUGUUCCGCACGCUCUCCUCCCAGCCCGGGGGGGCGGCGGCGGCGGCGGGCGGGGCCGGGGGAGGCGGCGCCGGCAGCGCCGGCAGUGCCGGCGCCGCCUCCUCCGGCCCCGUCGCCGCGACGAUCGGCGCCACGCUGGGGCGGACGGAGCGCACGCAGAGCCAGUGCGAGAUGGACCGCGGCACGCCGUCGGCGGUGGCCAGCACGGCCCAGCGCAGCAUGAGCAUUGCGGCGGGCUGCUGGGGCCGCAGCGGGAGCACCAGGGAGGGCAGCAGCGGACUGCUCAGCCCCAAGUGAGGGCCUCCGGACUGGGGGGGGCGCCGG